AUGGUCGGCAAAACCAUGUCCAUGGCGGUCACUUCGCGCGAAAAGCUGGCUAGUCUCCUCAAUACUGCAAAGUUGGCCAUAGACAUCCCCUCCAAGCUCGAAUCGUUGCGCCAACUGCGCCACGAACUUCCACCUGAAGACCCUGUCCUCCUCACCGAGUUCCUCCCCUCACUCUUCCUCUUCCACACAGAUCCCUUCGGCCCCGUGCGCAAAUUCGUCACCGAGAUGUUUGGUGAGAUUGGAUUGAAGAACACGGAGUUCUUGUCUGACAUUGUACCUGUGCUAAUUGAGGUAUUGGAUGACGACACACCGGCAGUGGUUCGACAAGCUCUACUGUGUGGAAUUCAGUUGUUUCGUGGCACACUUGAGAAAAUUGUAGUUCAGGGUCUAUAUUCAAGUGAUUUAGAUGGUGCACUUGAAUCUGCUUGGGAGUGGAUGCUAAAAUUCAAAGACAAAGUGUACUCAAUAGCUUUUCAACAUGGGAGUGGUGGUGCAAAGCUGCUGGCACUGAAGUUUGUUGAGGCACUUAUUCGUCUUUACACACCAGACCCCAGUGGUUCCCCAGAGCCCACUUCUCAUCAAGGAAAGCCUGUGGAAUUUAAUAUAUUGUGGCUCAGGCGAGGUCAUCCAGUACUUAAUAUUGGAGAUUUGAAAAUUGAAGCGAGCCAUCGUUUGGGUCUCUUGCUUGAUCAACUCAGAUUUCCAAAUGUGAAAUCCCUGAGUAACUCGGUGAUUAUUGUGCUGAUUAAAAGUCUUUCAGCAAUUGCAAAUGAAAGGCCUGCAUUCUAUGGCCGCAUCUUGCCAGUUUUGCUCAGUUUGGAACCUUCCAGUUCCGUUGUUAAUGGGGUAUGUGUAUCAGCUGCACAUCUGGCUUUGAAGAACGCCUUUCUUACUUGCUCAAAAUGUACACAUCCAAGUGCUGCUCCGCAUGUUUCAAGGUAUAGUUUGUCUCAUCAAAUCACGACAAGUCCUCUACAUUCAAGUUUCUUUUGUCAUUGUCCACCGUUGUCAUUUCCUUUGGGAAGGACUGAGUCUAGACCGUCUCACAACACAAUAGCUAACCCACUUGGUCAUCGAGCUCAAUCCUAUCUGUGUGAUCUUUGUUUGAUACUCCUAGUCACUAGACAACCAUGUGCCACAUUCUGCCCAUCAAAACACUGUUGUGCUUCCUCUAUAGUUGUUGCCAGUCCUCCUAGUCUCGGUUUGCUUUGCUCUUGGCACCUCAAAGUUGGCUCUAUUUUAUGGUUGUGA
Molecule: messenger RNA, 1251 nt
Organism: Sphenostylis stenocarpa
Lineage: Eukaryota; Viridiplantae; Streptophyta; Magnoliopsida; Fabales; Fabaceae
Source: the annotation of a GenBank genome assembly